Exophiala dermatitidis NIH/UT8656 is the source of this 1710-nucleotide messenger RNA. RefSeq lists its product as uncharacterized. The coding region runs from base 1335 to 1676 and encodes 113 amino acids. The transcript has a single exon. The record is from RefSeq and is a predicted model, not a curated record. Lineage: Eukaryota; Fungi; Ascomycota; Eurotiomycetes; Chaetothyriales; Herpotrichiellaceae.
CACAAUCCUGCAAUGCAGCAGUCGCCACUAACUCCACGACGCCAUUGAGCUUCAUAUAUCCCGAGCUUCUCUGUUUGGGAUUCACUUCAGUGUUGAUCCGGAGCAGAAGCCGGCGUGGAACCAGUUAUCUGGGAUGCAAAGGUCAAGCUCUAAUAUCCACCUUUCCUCACUAUCAAUCCUGGGUCAUUAAUAUAUUAUCCAAAAUCGCUGCUCCCCGGUCACAGGACGAAGACAAAUAUGUCAACAUUGUAUUGAAGAAACGGGCUGGGACAACGUCACUCUAUAAUGCAGAACCUUCCCUGUUGAACAGCUUUGCGCUGUAGCAGAUGUUACAUGAUUCACCUGUGGAUGUGCCAUUUUUAAGCCAGCAAUUGGCGCUUAAGGUGCUGUUGCUCUCGGCCAGAUUGUUCCUCCAGGUAACCCCCUUGCAAACCGGAAUGUUCCCGUUUCCCUGAUCUGGAUCCCAUUGAUCCAUGAAAUGCCAGGUAUUUGCACAGGCGUAGAUGCAAUCCUCCAAGCUGUACGCGAACAAGCCGACAAAAUCCGCCACCACCAGAGAAGAGUGGGUUUCGUCUGGGUAGCUGUUGCCAAUAUCCAGGCCACAGAACAAGGUGAAGGAUGUGUUGAAGGGGCCAUCGAUGGUCUCGUCGUUCUGGGUGCAACUGGGAUUUUGCAAGUUGUCCACGUAAUAUGGCUCGAGAGCGGCGUAGUUCUGUACGGAGGAAGGUUCAGGGAGGACAGAUGCGGACGUAGCUGAUGCCGUCGUCCCGCUGCCACCUGCUGCUGCUGUGAUCGUCGUGGUAUAUGCGUUGGAGGAGCCACUGCAAACCCGUCAGAGAUGGCGGCUUGUCCCAUGAAUUUGCGAGCAUACUAACCUGUGGUAGUCCGGACAUACACUUGACACACUGCCAGCUAUGCCUCCGCCAACUGCGCCUCCAACCACGACAGCCGUGAUUACGGCGAUGAUGGCGCCGAAUGCCACUGGUGAUAGCCCCCAUGGGUUCUGCCUGCGUGCCGGCGGCGCCAGGCCUUCCACAUAAAUUUCCUUGGCACUGUCAUCUCGUGCCGGCUCAUGGUGUUGCGAUUGCUGUGAUGUUUGUGCUUUUUGGGAAUACCCUGGGCUAGGCUGCUGGUAUUGAGGCGAAGCGCCCGGUAUGAGCCCCGACGAGGCAUCAGGAGAUCUCUGGUCUUCCGACACCACGGGAUACUUGUCGGACCACCCAGAGGAAGAGGCUGCUGGAAUCGGACCUACUCUUGGUGCGGACGCGGAAUGCGAGUGCGAGUGCGACUGUGACUGCGAGUGGGAGCGGGAGCUGGAAUAGGACAUCUUGAAGAUGCAGGUGUGCGGACUGCGUCACGCCGCCGCAAAAUCACACGAUAGAGGCCGAUGUAACGAAGGACAAAUGGGUUGCAGCUUUCCACGUACAUCAGAGCACAACUUGGGUGGGAAAGCUGGGCUGCCACCCGGGGGUAAUUUACUUACACCAUGGAGAGAGAGCCGCUCCUCUGCUGGCUAUCGGCGCCUCGGGGAGGACUCUAGCCGUAGAGUCAGAGGAUUGUCUGGAGACCAUAGCUACUGUGCGAUCAUUGAAAGUGACCGGCGUUUGACCCGGGCCCAUGCUGCGACUUCAUCCAACACGCGAGCUCCCAGUCGUUUUUCCGCCCCCUACCGUUAGACUGUCCGCGGUGUCCGCGGUGAGUUUGGCUCAG